UUGUGCUAUGUAUGCUAAAUUCAUGUGAUUUUAUUCAUAUAAUUUAAUGUGUCUGUGUAGUUAUUAGGCAAGUUUGGACAAUGUCAAAGGUACUAAUAAUUAGGCACCUUCCCACGGCGUUGACGCUUAAAGAGAAGGAGCAACUGUUAAAACAUUUUGGCGCUGAAAAAGUUUGGGAGCCUUCUUCCAAACGGAACUAUACUUUUGCCUCUUUUUCUUCAGAGCACACUGCUCAGCAGUCUUUGUACCGUCUGCAUCAGCUUGAAAUCGCUAAUAGAAGGCUGGUUGUUGAGUAUUCAUUCGAGAAAGAACCAGCAACUCAAAAAAUAGAGGAUGAUGAACGUAGUUCUCUCACAACAAUACACGUUAAAGAGUUCCUUAGAAGAUUAAACGCAUGGAAUCCUUCAGUUGAUUUUUAUCAGCCUCCUCUUAAUUAUAUAAAGUAUAAAUACCCUGAUGUAUCCCCAAAAAUAAUUAUAAACAUUAUUCAUGCUAUAGUAUCGCACAAGCCACUGUAUGUUCAAACUUUACACUUAAUGAACAAAAUGUGUCUUCAAACACCGUUUAAUGAGAAUGGUAAGGCAAUGGACUACUUUAAGGAAACUUUUAGAGAGUUCUUCAUUGAUCAAAUAAUACAAAUAGCAGUUCCCGAUUUACCACCAGAACCUGAAAGUGAGCCAGAAUCUGAACUAUCCAGUGAUGAAACAGAACAUGAAAAACUUCACCAACCAGCUGUUAGCAAAAGGAAACAUACUCUACCAGUGACUAGAAAAAGACCAGCUGCAGUUCUAAAAACAGCCGUAUUACCUAAAGUUAAGAAAACAGUUGUCAGUCAAGAAGAAGUAUUCGAAAUGGUCACACCAGUACAAGAACCUAAGAAAAUAUCUUUAGUUGUUCAUCAAGACGCUUUGCAGAAACCAUCAGAGGAAACAGAAGUUGUUGGAGAGCUAGGGAAGUUCCAGAAAGAGGAUGAACCUGUGCAGGACGAGGCUCCUACGGAAGAGCCAGAACUACCAACUAUAACGAAGAAUGAAUUGCUACGUAACAGGAUAUCAAGAAGUGAUAUGAAAGUAAUGAAAGUGUUUAAGAAUUAUCAUCCAGGCCAGCCUUCAAUGAGGCUUUAUAUUAAAAAUUUAGCUAAAUCCGUAACGGAGCAGGAACUAAAGAGAAUAUACAGACGUUACAUUGAAGGUGUUUCAGAAGAGGAGCAGAUUGGGUUUGAUGUGAGGGUUAUGCAGGAAGGCAGAAUGAAGGGACAGGCAUUUGUGACAUUCCCGUCAGAGAGGAUGGCAGAGAAAGCACUGAAUGAGACUAAUGGGUACAUGUUGAAGGAGAAACCAAUGGUUGUACAGUUUGCAAGAGCUGCUAAUAAAACUGUUCAGUAAAAA
Messenger RNA from Leguminivora glycinivorella, 1388 nucleotides. Its product is annotated as RNA-binding region-containing protein 3. Bases 81 to 1385 code for a protein of 434 amino acids. Gene Ontology annotation, biological process: mRNA splicing, via spliceosome. The transcript has a single exon. Gene Ontology annotation, molecular function: U12 snRNA binding; pre-mRNA intronic binding. The record is from RefSeq and is a predicted model, not a curated record. Lineage: Eukaryota; Metazoa; Arthropoda; Insecta; Lepidoptera; Tortricidae. Gene Ontology annotation, cellular component: U12-type spliceosomal complex.